Nycticebus coucang (slow loris) is the source of this 11523-nucleotide messenger RNA. It is a transcript of the gene CFAP97, whose product is annotated as cilia and flagella associated protein 97. The coding region runs from base 199 to 1764 and encodes 521 amino acids. The record is from RefSeq and is a predicted model, not a curated record. The transcript is spliced from 5 exons. Lineage: Eukaryota; Metazoa; Chordata; Mammalia; Primates; Lorisidae. Gene Ontology annotation, biological process: spermatogenesis.
CGCGCAAGCCAGGUUCCCUCAGCCACCGCUGCGGGCGUGGUGUACUUUAGUUGCCGCCUCGGUUCCCAGGUGAUCUGCGCGCGAGCGGCUCCUGCGUCCCCGCCCGCGGCGCGUCUGCCACCUUCCCUCGCGUUCGGCAUCCGUUUCCUCCUCUGGAGCCCAGGCGGCGGCGAGCACUCGGGGUAUAUUUUUGCCAUCAUGGAUCGAUUUGAGGAUAUAUCAGAUGGUGAAGUAGAUCAUUCUUUCUUUGACAGUGACUUUGAAGAAGCAAAGAAAUGUGAAAGUAACUCAGUUUUUGGCAAGCAAGAAGAUGACCCUAAUGAGAGAAUAGAUAAAGACAUAGAAAAUGUACAACUGAAAAUUGGAAUACAAACAAAGGAAAAUUAUCUUACUGAGAAGGGAAAUGAAAGAAAAGCAAAAAUUUCCCUAGAAGAACACCCAGCAGAGAAUGAUACCACACAAACCAGUUCUUUAUCAUUGACAACUCCUUCAAGAUCAAAAAAAUUGCAUGAUGUUACAAUAGGUCAUAAAAUACACAUUCCAAAUAGAAUUCCCAAAAUUGUAAAAGAAGGUGAGGAUGAUUACCAUACAGAUGAAGAGGAAAGCAGUGAUGAUGGGAAAAAACUCCAUAUGAGGCCCAAGUCAGCUAAUAACUUUAAAAAAAGCAUUAGUAAAAAGUAUUCCAAAAUUAGUUCCUCUUCCUGUUCUUUAUCUUCCUCAUCUUCAAGUUCAGGUACAGACUGUUCAGAUGCUGGAUGUAAUAAACGCAUAUUGGAUUCCCGUCCAUCGUCAAAGAAACAUGUAUCUGGUAUAAUGCCCUUACUGCCAAAACAUAAAAAUAUGUCAGGAGUAAAAUCAACAGAAACACAGCCUUCAAGUCCUAAACCAAAAUUUGGUGACCACACUGAGGAAUCUGAAGAUACCGUGACAGAUGUAACCCCUUUAUCAACCCCAGACAUCAGCCCUGUUCAGUCUUUUGAACUGGGUGCAUCAAAUGAUCAAAAUAUGAGAGUUAAAAAGCAAGAAAAUACAAGUGAAGAAGUAUAUGAAGAUGUUGAGGAUUUAAAAAAUAAUUCAAGAUGUUUGAAAUCAGCCAAAAAAGGGAAAGAAAAACAAGGGCCCAAUCUCACUUCCACAUCUUCAGUGUUAGAUUCCAAUUUAGAUGCCAGAUGUAAAGAAAAAGUCUUACAUGACACCGUGGACCUGAAUCAUCUUUUGAAAGGUUUUCUGCAAUUAGAUAAAAAAGAACCACAAAAACAUCACUUUGAACAGCCUUUAGUAGUACCCAGGAAAAACUACUCUUUCACAAAAGAAGAGGUGAGACAGAUUGACCGAGAAAAUCAGAGGCUUUUAAAAGAACUGUCGAGACAGGCUGAGAAACCAGGAAGCAGAAGCACAGUUACCAGAUGGAACCACCCCCCUAAGUUGUACCAUAGUGCUCUCAACAGACAGAGGGAGCAGCAAAGGAUCGAGAGAGAAAACUUGGCUUUAUUAAAAAGGCUUGAAGCUGUAAAACCGACAGUUGGUAUGAAGCGCUCAGAACAACUGAUGGACUACCAUCGCAACAUGGGUUAUCUCAACCCGCCACCACCAUCAAGACAAGUGAGAUCUACUCUUAGCCAGUAUAGCCAAUUAAGAGGCGCUUCCAGGACGUCCAGUGCCACCAGUGGUCUCAGCUGUAAGAGUGAGCGGUCAGUUCUUGACACAUCCAGUGGCCGCCCGCUGAGAUCUAAACCGCCUCGUGUCCGUGCAGCAUGGUUAUAAAAUCCUUUUUAACUUUGAACAUUGUUCCCCCAGUUUUUCUGAAAGUGCUGUUGCACCUUACUCUAGUUCUCCAUGUAAACAUCUAUAAUACACUGUCUUAUACACUGUCUUAGAAUUUAAGGUAUACAACACUGAGUUGUAAUUUGUUAUUCAGUGCAAAAUCGUUGUCAAAAAGACAAUAUAAUGUAAAAUCAGUAUUUUCUAUGAGGACAUAUUUAUAUGAACAUAUGUAUAUACAUUGGACAGAGGAAUGGUGGUAUGCAUGUAUGUUUUCUCAUAUAGAAAUGGAUUCAGUUGUCAUGCUGACAAAGCAGUGGUGACAGUAUCAUUGCAUGUUGGACCUACUCUUUAUUUCUCAUUUUAUGUUAUUUUCAUUUCUUUUAAACUUUAAACCAUGAGCUUAGCUUCUAAAUUUGGCAGACUUUUUUCUUUUUUUUUGCUUUAAAACUUUGGUGGUGGGACUCAUAACUUGACUGUAUGAGAAUUAUACUAUUUUAUUAUGAAACAAAUCCUAAAAAAUGUGUUUCCAUUGGUUUUUCAUUGGUGGAGCUGAUUGAGAUUGGAUGAGCAGAUUGAGAAAAACUUGUACUGAGGUAGUCCUGGUGAUAUCCAGAGGUAUCUAGUGAACACAUAAGUGUGCUGAGUUGGAUCUUAAUUAAAUCUCCAUAUCAACCAUUCCAAACCAUUUCAAACUGUAACUAUUAGGAAGUUCAACUCAGAUGUUCCCCUUUUGUGUUUUUAUACAUUCAGAUUAAUGUAUAACAGAGAACUGAGGUAGGCCUCAGAGAGCCAUUACCUUAUGAAUAGUUUUGUUCAAGGAUGAGAUCAAUUAUAAGCAAAAAUGAGUACUUGUUAAAUCAGUAAAAGAGCAAUACCAGCUCUCAGAGGUGAAAAGCACAUCCUGGGAUGUGUCAGAGCAGUGGCUUAAGUGAUGCUAUUAGCAUGUGUUCUAUGAUUUAGUAUUUAUUAUAUUAACAGAGAAGACUUAGGAUAAGAAACAAGUGCUUUAGAAAUUCCCACUAGUAGUAUGGUGCCCCAUGAUCGCAUUAAUGUACACAGCUAUGAUUUAAUAAUAAAAAGAAAGAAAGAAAGAAAUUCCCACUAGUAUUUACAAGGGCCAAAAGAAAACUAGACUAUACUGUGAACAAUAAGGGCAAUGAAUCACUUAUUUGUUGAGGCUACUGCUUUAAAUAUUAGCUAAUUUCCUUUUUUGGUUUGGUUUAUUUUGUUGAAUCCUGUAAGUAUCAUUUUUUCCAGUCCCACAUUUAAAGAUAUAAUAAUCUUGAUGGAAUUGGUAAUGGCAGGUAAGGUAUAAAAUAGUUGACUUUAAAAAUUAGAGUUUUUUUCUGUCAAUCCAUAGGCUAUCUUAUACAAAGUCAGAUAAAUUCACAGUUAUCACAGUUGUUCAGUACUGGCCUUUUGAGGAUACCCUUAGAAUAUAUUGGAAAGUUUCCAUAUUAAAUGACAAAUCUUUGUUUUAUUAAUAAGAAUUUUUGAUCUGUAGCCAUGGUAAGAUUUGUUUUUGUUUUUGUUUUUUUCAUUUUUUUAGUGCCUAGGUUCUGUAGCAUAUAUGCUGAACUUUUUUAUCAGUAAGCCAAAGUGCAUUUUGCUAAUAUCAGUUCAGAAUUUCUUGGUCUUAGUUUGUAUUAAUAGAUUUUUGUGGAGGAUAAGGCAUGUGAGGCCUGGUAGCAAUGAGGUUAAGAAAAGUUCCUGUGAACACAACUAGCUCUAAGGGUCUUCUCUUGCUUCCUUUGGGCCCUAAUUUUCAUUCAGCAUCACUCAAUGUCUCUUGGUGAGUAAGCUGUUACAUCAUAUCUGCUUUGUGUGUAAGCCCUAGCUGUCCUAAACCAAGGCUUUAUUUUGCUUUGUUUGGCUUUUUAACUUAAUGUACUUUAAUGUUGUAUAAUUGCUUAUCUUUCGGGAGAGGUAGGUAGUAAUGAAUUUGACAUUCAGCAUUUGAACAUCUGCCUGAUAGUGAAUUAGUCAAUUAAAAAUUGACUCUUAAGUUUUUUGUUUGGAAAAAUGUAUGUUCAUAAUGGCAUUAGUGUCUCAGUACAUUUUAUAUUAUCUUUGCUGCCAUGUGUAAGGGUGCAACACAUAGUUUUGUAGAUAAACCUGUACUUUGGUUUUAGAUACUAAUUUAAUACCUUUGGUUUUUACUGCCUUGAAAGAGAAAGGUCAAGUAGGUAUUACUGAGAAGAGGGAUUCGACCUGAAGUAAAACUCGGGAAACACAAUCAUCUUCUUUAAACAGAAUUUUUAAUUCUGUUGUCAUGGUUACUUAUAUAUUGAUGUAUGUAAAUCGCCAGGUAGGAGUUGGAAAAUAUGGUAUCCUCUGAUAUAGUUAAGAUACUUUGAAGUUGUUAGGCAUUUUUAGGAAGGAAUCAUAAGUAUUUUACUGUUUUCCUUUUCAAGCACAUAAAAAAGUAAUGGAUGUCUAAUACUUACAUUUGGUUGACUUGUACUUCAGUAUGUGUGCUUUGAAGAUUUACAUUUAUAACUACAAAGUAUACUAAUCCAAGAUCUAGUUAUUAAGCCAUAUUCUUAUGUUUUUCAUCUCUGUCAAAUGUUAAACUAAUUUUACCUCUUUUUCAAUAAGUUUCCAUGGAAGAUUUUAUUAAACUAUUUUAAUAUUUCUUAAGGAGUAGCUAUUAUGUCACACUUCCUAUAUUUCCUUUUUCAAUCGCCAUAAAAAGCUGCUUCUUAAUCACUACUGCAAAUAAAAUUUUCUAGUUAUUUAUAAAUAUGGUAUAAUGUAGUUGCUUUCAACCCAUUAAACCCAAAUGUCCAAAACAGAUAUCUAGACAACUUCAAGAAGUUGACUGUGAUGGGUGUGAUUAUGUGCUUGUCAUCCUCCGAUUCAAGGGCAAUGUAAAGGGCGAGGUGGCUCACGCCUGUAAACGUCAUGGUACUCUACUGAGGGCGACAAAGUGAGACUCUGUCAUAAAAAUAAAAGGCCAAUAUAAAGUUGAGGAUGGGGUCUAUUAUAUUUCAAUGAUUACUUUCAUAAAGUUUAAUAUCUUAAGUGCCAAAGUCUUAACUUAUAAAUGAUUUACCUUCUUAGAAAAUGUGUUCAAUGAGAAUACCUACUUUCUUUCUUUUUAUUUUUAUUAUUAUUAUUAUUAUUUUUUUCUUUUGAGACUUUGUUGCCCCCAGUAGAAGACUGUGGCAUCAUAGUUCAACAGCAACCUCAGACUCCUGGGCUCAAGUGAUUUUCUUGCCUUAGCCUCCCAAGUAGCGGGAACUACAGGCACCCACCUCAACACACCCAGCUAUUUUUAGAGAUGGGGGUCUCGCUCUGGCUCCGGCAUUUCACCCGCCUCAGCCUCCCAAGUGCUGGGAUUACAGGGAUGAACCACCGCGUGCCCGGCCCUACUUUAUUUCUAUGAAUAAAGCCUGGUAAAAAACUUAAAAAUCAACGUCCUUUCAAAGUUUUCCAGUCUAAUAUAAUAAUGUAUUUUAGGCAUGAAGAACUAGCUUGGCACAGAGAGGAAAGAAAGGAAUCAAAGAUAACUGGGUUUGGGUUCUGUAUAUCUGUUAACUGCAUUGUCAUAUUUCCAUUUUGACAGUUAGAAUGAUAACACAUAUGUGCCUUAUAAGAAUGAAGUUGGGGAAAAGGUAUCGGUUCUUUACAUCUUUGAAAGUAUAAUUGUUUAUGUGGAAAAGAGUUUGCUUAAGGCCAGGCGCAGUGGCUCAUGCCUGUACACCUAUAAUCCCAGCACUCUGUGAGGCUGAGGUGGGUUGGAUUGCUUGAGUUCAUGAGUUCAAGACAAGCCUCAGCAAAAGCAAGACCCUGUCUCUACUAAAAAUAGGAAAACUGAGGCCAGAGGAUUGCUUGAGCCUGAGUUGGAGGUUGCUGUGAGCUAUGACACUACAGUAGUCUACCCAGAGCGAUAGCUUGAGACUGUCUCAAAAAAGAAAAGAGUUUGCUUAAAAUUAUAUCCUUGAUUAGCAUUUCUUUAAACUACAUCAUCUCUUCCUUGUAUAAAAUUAUACAGUGCUACGGUAAAAUAGACACUCAUAGAGCCUAAAGGAAUGUUUUUAGAAGUAACUGUGCACACCAUUUCUCAUGUGUCAUGUAUACUAUGAAUAAUAGAUGCUUUUUUUUUUUUUUUUUUUUUGAGACAGAGUCUCACUUUGUGGCCCUUGGCGGAGUGUCGUGGUGUGAUAGUUCACAGCAACCUCAAACUCUUGGGCUCAAGCCAUUCCCUUGCCUCAGCAUCCCAAGUAGCUGGGACUACAGGCGCUACCACAACACCCAGCUAUUUCUUUUCUUUUUCUUUUUUCUUCUAUUUUUUCUUUCACCGACAGGGUCUCGCUAUUGCUCACUCUGGUCUCCAACCUGUGAGCUCAGGCGAUCCUCCUGCCUUGGCCUCUCAGAGUGCUGGGAUUACAGGUGUGAGUCACUGCACCCAGCCAGUAAUAUAUUCUUUUUGAAAUUUGUGGCUUAAACAUUAAUUUAGUAAUUUUUUAUGUGAGUUUAAUGAAAAUAAUGCCAUUGGAAUAAAUCCCUGAGUUGUUCUGUAGUAGCAUAUCUGAGCUCUCAACUACAAAGUUAAAGAAUGCUUAGGGGGAGUAGGAUUAUAUUAUGGCAGAAAAUUGUAUUUGAUUUUUAAAUUGUGCUGAUGGUUUUUUAAUCCACUUAGGGACAUUUCUAGACCUACCACAAGACUCUUAAUUUUGUAUGUUUUAUUUAUUUAUUUAUUUAUUUUUGAGAUAGAGUCUGAUUCUGUCGCCCUAGUAGAGUGCCGUGGCAUCAUAGCUCAUAGCAACCUCAAUUCCUGGGCUUAAGCGAUCCUCCUGCCUCAGCCUCUGGAAUAGCUGGGACUACAGGUGCCCACCACCACAUCUGUCUAGUUUUUCUAUUUUUAGUAGAGAUGGGGUUUUGCUGUUGCUCAAGUUCAUCUGGAACUCCUGAGCUCAAGGGAUCCACCCACCUCUGCCUCCCAGAGUGCUAGGAUUACCGGCAUGAGCUGCCGCCCCUGGCCAUAAUAAUUGUAUGCUUCUGUUUCAGUCCUUUUGGUAAGUUCAAGUGGAUUGCACAACUUGUUAUAGAUGACAUUAUUAAGGUUUUACUUAUUUACAAAAUAAAACUCUAAAUUUUAUUUGACACUCAUGACAUUAUUUUACUAUUAUUUAAUGAGAGGGUUUUUUCAUAUGAAUGUAAUUUAACAUUUACUGAGAUCAUAAAAGAAUUUGGAAUAUCAUCAAAAAAUAAUUAAAAUCUGUGGUUCUAAAUUGUUACAGGAUAGUAGAACCUCCAUAAGUUGACCACCUCUCUACAUUGACCACCUCAAUUUGAACCUAAUUUUCAUAGACCAGAUAUACGCCACAUACAUGCCUAGUUCCUUAUGUAGACUGCCCCACUUUGUUGACCAGUUUGUUACGGUCCCUUGAGUGGUCACCUUACAGAGGUUCUACUAUCUAUAUUUGGGGGAAUGUGAGAGACUUGGUCUUAGAUGAGUAUCCACAAGAAAAUAACAUUUCAUAGAAAUUGGGUUUUGUUAACUAUUAACUGUGUUACAGAAAUACAGAAAAGGGUACAAAGCAUAAAUGCACAAUUCAUAAAUCAGCACAAAGGAGACAUCUGGGUCAUUACUGACCAGGUCAAGACUGGAAAUACUGCCACAAUUCAGGACCUUCCUCCCCCCUGCAAAAAAGGUAACUACUCUCUUAAUUUUUUAACACUUUAGUGUAGUUUUUGAGCUUCAUAUAAAUGGGAUUAUACUCAGUUUGUAUGACUGCUUGGCUCUGUGUACUUGUGAGAUUCUUUUAUAUUGUUGCAUGUAACUAUAAUUCUUUUUGUUUUUGUAUGGUAUUCAAGUGCUUGAUUAUAUCAUGAUUGGUAUUCAAGUGCUUGAUUAUAUCAUGAUUUGUUUUUCUAUUCUGCAGUCGAUGGACAUUAUGGGUGGUUUCCAGGUUUUGACUAUUACAAAUGGUAACAUGAAGAUUUUUGUAGAUGCACCGUGGUUGACCCAUGUGUGCAUUUUGGCUGGACACAUACCCAGGAGUGUGGUUACUGGGUUGUAGAGUAUGCUUGUGUUUAGUAGGUAAUACCAGAGUUGUCCAGGGCGAGUGUGUUAGUUUCUGUUGCUCCGUAUCCUCAUCAGUAUCUAUUCAUUUUUUUUUUUCCUUUUUCUCUUUUAGAUUUAAUUCUAAACAUUUCUUCCUCGCUUUGUCACCCUUGGUAAAGUGCCGUGGCGUCACAGCUCACAGCAACCUCAAACUCUUGGGUUAAAGCAGUUCUCUUGCCUCAGCCUCCCAAGUAGCUGGGAAUACAGGUGCCCCCACAACACCCAGCUAUUUUUAGAGAUGAGGUCUCACUCUUGCUUAGGCUGGUCUCAAACUUGAGAGCUCAGGCAAUCCACCCACCUCAGCCUUCCAGAGUGCUAGGAUUAUAGGCAUGAGCCACCAUACCUGAUCUCCUUUUUCUAAUUUUUAAUAUAGUUCUUUUUUUUCUCAAGACAAAGUCUCAUUCUGCUGCCCCAGGUAGAACGCCAUGGGCUUAGCCUAGCUCAAAAUACAACCUUAAACUUCUGGGCUAAGCAGUUCUCCUCCCUCAGCCUCCCAAGUAGCUGGGACUACAGGUGCCUGCCACGUCUGGCUAGUUUUUUCUAAUUAUUAGUAGAGAUGACGUCUCACUUUUGCCAAGACUGGUCUUGAACUCCUGAGCUCAAGCAAUUGACCCACCUCAGCCUCCCAAGAGUGCUAGGAUUACAGUGUGAGCCACUGCACCCAGCCUAUUCAUUUUAUUAAAGGUUAACAAUUUGAGUAGAUAUAUAAUUAUCUCAUGUUUUUAAUUGCAUUAGUCUAAUAAGUAGAUUGAAUACUUUCAUGUUAUCUUUUUUUACAAACUAAGUACUUACUGUGCUGUUUUUUCCAUAGAGUCAAAUAUCUUUUCCUUUUUCUUUUUUUAGACAGAGUCUCACUCUGUCACCCUGGGUAGAGUGCUGUAGCGUCACAGCUCACAGCAACCUCAAACGCUUGGGCUCAAGUAGUUCUCUUGCCUCCGCUUCCUCAGUAGCUGGGACCAUAGGUGCCCACCACCACACCCAGCUAGUUUUUCUAUUUUUGGUAAAGACAGGGUCUCAUUCUUGGUCAGGCUGUUCUUGAACUCCUGAGCUCAAUGGAUCCUCCUGUGUCAGCCUACCAGAGUGCUGGGAUUACAGGUGUGCAGCACCCAGCCAUAAACCAGACUUCGAAGCACUUUUUUAGGCCCUCAAGCAUGACAUAGCUUUGCAGGGUGUUGAUGUGGUCUGAGGAUCAUGAGGGUAGGAUGGUGAGAGAAGCCCUGCCUCCCCUCCCACCCCCACCCCCCCAUCCCAGUUGGCCACCUGUCAGAGGCCUGGAAUUCUAGGAAUUCCUGGUGAAUAAAGCUUCUGUAGUGAAGAACUGAUUCUGCAGGGCUCUUGAGAUAAGAGAGCACCAGAAUGAGGGGAGGCCUCCAGCUGGACCAUGCACAGGCAGGCAGAAUGAAGACAAUGCACACUGUUUCAUAAAUCAGUUCCCCUUCUCCCUUCCAUAUCCCAUGCCAGGAAGGACAGAGUUAAAGCUAGAAGACAGUGAUGGCUUUGGUUGGGCUGGAAGGACCUACUGUUCAUUGAUGUCUGUUCUUCCCUUCCCCCUAAACUCUCAGUUUUGAAAUCCUGGAAGUGCUGGUCCUAGUUUUAGGUACACGCCAUGCAAGUAUCUGCUCCACUAGGCUGCCCCUGCUUUUAUUUUCUAUCAGCAACAGAAUGUGGAUCAUUCAUCCUUAGACUGAAAAGCAAGGUGAGGACAGUGGACCCAGGUGGCCUCCAUAGUACAAAACAGCCACCUGGCCUUGAGGAGCCAGGAGAUGGAGAGAGGGGAGACCUCUGUGGCCCUUUGACCUUUUCCAUUGGCCCAGAUACAUGCCAGGUGAGGUUAGAUGGAACCUUGGACUUGGGAAAACCAGAUGUGGGUUAUUGUGUAAAAGGAAUGCAGCCGAUUUUAUGCUGGAUAGGCAGGAGUGAAUAGGGUUUAGGAAAGAGGGUGAAGAACACAGGUAGAGAGACCUGGACCCCUCCUCCCCUGCCACCUGUUGGAAAACAAACAUCUGCCUGCCUUCCUGUCUUUGCUAGGGAAAGAGGAACUUGUUUCCUCUCGAUCAGUCACAGCAAGCCAGGACUCUUAUCAACAUGUUUGCUUUUUCCUAGUCCAAAAAAGUCCUUAAUUUCCAGCUUUAAUUUUUAAAUUUAUUCCACUUGCUCACAAAUCACAGAGUGUUCCGGUAGGUCUCAUGGAUUGUUACAGAAAAGACAUAUUGGCAGAUAACUUUUGUGCCCGUGAUAUCCAAAAUUUCCAAGUCCACCUCUUACCACUCUCCUCAUUUCAUUUCCCUCUUAUUCCUUCUCAACUGUGAUUUACUGUGGUAAACAUUAAUUUAUUUAACAAUGCCAUUUCACCCUCUCUCCCAUGUAAGCUUCAUCUUUCAAGGCAGAUUCCUGUUUUUUUCCUAUCUUUCACAGAGCCUAACAGUUAUUAAAUGCUGGCUUUAUAACUGAUGUCAUGGACUAUUUAUGUCCCUCUAAAAUUCUUAUGUGGAAAUCCUAGACCCCCUGUGGUGCUAUUUGGUUUUUGUUGCUUUUGUUUUGUUUGGUUUGAUUUGAUUUGGUUUGGUUUUUUGAGACAGUCUCACUGUUGCCCUAGGUAGAGUGCUGUGAUAUCAUAGCUCACAGCAACCUCAAACAUUUGGGCACCCAAGUAGCUGGGAGUACAGGCGCCUUGCUAGUACACCUGGCUAGUUUUUCUAUUUUUAGUUAAGAAGGAAUCUGCCUUUUGCUCAGGCUGGUGUGGUACUAUUUGGAAGUGAGGCCUUUGGAAAGGUGAUUAGGUCAUGAGGGUGAAGCCCUCAUGAAUGGGAUUAGUGCCUUUAUCAAAGGGACCCCAGAGAGGUCUCUCUCUUCCCACCAUGUGAGGACACAAGGAGAAGUCAAUAGUCUACACCAGAAGAUGGCCCUCACCAGAACCUGACCAUAGUGACAUCCUAGUUUUGGACCUCCAGUCUACAGAACUGUAAGAAAUAAGUGUUGCUCAUACGCUAACCAGUCUAUGAUACUUCAUUACAGCAUCCUGAACACUGAUUUUCCAUAAACGCUGUCUACUGUCACAAACUUCUAGGUAUUACAGUUCUCUAAAGGACUAAAACAGAGCACUAAUCAUGCAAAAUUCUUGAAUUUAAAGCUUUUAGUGGAAUCUCAAGAAUUCUUAGAGACUGCAUAAAAGUACAUAAAAUAAAGUGGGACUAUGAAAACCACAUUCCAUGUUACUACCACUUUCAAGCCUCCAGCAACACUGGGUGAGGGAAGAUAAAAGAGAGUGCAGGACUUAAGUUUGAAAAUCAGAACUUUAACCAUUAUAGGCACUCAUGUAAUACAGAAUCAGUAUAACAUCAGACAUUUAGAAGCUUAGUCACUAAUAGGUAAGUGAGUCAUGCUUAGAAAACUUGCAUUUAUGAAAAAAAAAACAAGUUAAAAAUUUUUAAGGCUGUACUUCAGGGAAAAAGUUAAAAAAAGAAAAUAUGCAUUUGUGGUCUUUUUAAUGCAUUCAGCAGUUAAUAAGAGUCCAAUAAAAUAGAGAACAUGCAUUAAUGGUCUUUAUUGGAGUUUCAAAUUCAGUUAUUUUUUCAUUAUCAGUUCUUCAGUUAAGUAUGAUAAGUUACUUUCUAGUUGUUGUGGGAAUUUAAAUGUAAAAUAAAUACAAAAUACAUUUGUGGUUUAAUGAACACUCAAUGAAGCAU